AGCAGAGAAGUGCAACUGAUGCAAAAAAACAUCACUCUAUAUAAAUAAUUACCAACGGUUGGUAAUAAUUAUAUACGAUUACAGUUUUAAAGGAAGAAUAAUUUAAUGCACUACAUUUUUUCCUUAAAUCAUAGGGAAGGAGCAAUCUGAGGACGGAUCACAGCUGGAAAUUCCAGUUUCAAACCUUCAAUAGACCACAGGACGCAGUUUCAGUGAGAAGAAAUGGAGCGGGGAUUGAUCCUGUUGUCUGCUGUUCUGAUGGUUUCUGUGGCGCUCGGUCAAGAUCUAACACCUCUGACGCAGGCGGAAGUCACACGAGAUGGUUGUGGUGAACACAAAACGUGCAUGGGGAGUCCAGCAAAGUGUGAUCCUGCAGAAGCACAGAGCCCCUGUAUGUUUUCUUCUUUGGCAAGACUUUCAGAGGAAAAGAAACUGUUGUUCCAAGUCAGACAAUAUGUGGCCGAUGGGAAUUAUGCUGGACUGUACCUGACAACUGAGGGUAAGAGCCUGAUGUUCACCUGUGCUAUUCUUAGCACAGGCUUUACCCACCAGGUGAUGAGCGGCAAUACGGUCAUCACUUCAAACGAGGUUGUGACAGGUGUCAGAGGCUCAAUGAUAGCGAGUGUGCUCCGGUGUGAAUUCAGAGUCAACAUGACCGCAGUCACCAGCGCUGUCAGUGUAGUCAUGGGGACAGGCACUUUUACAGAGGACUCUCCUGGUGUGAUUACCUUCGAAACAAUGGAGAACACUGUUUCACUGGAGAUCCCCAACAUCCCCACAGUGAAAGAGGACACUAUGUCAUCAGGAGCCAGCAGUCUUUUCCACUCUCAUGCCUUGUCUGUCGUGCUGACCUUCCUCACAAUGGUCGCCAUGCACAGUGCCUGAAGGAGUGAGGAGGACGAGGACGAGAAGGUGGAGGAGGGUGAGGACAAGAAGGUGGACGAGGAGGAAGAGGAGGAUGAGAAUGAGGAGGAGGACGAGAAGGAGAAGGCGGAAGAGGAGGAGACACACGUGCUGGAUUUAUGUAUUUCAUUAUCUUUAGCACGGGCCAGACGGUGGGUGUAGUGGUUAGCACUCUUGCCUUUGCAACAAGCAGACCCGGGUUCGAGCCCCGGUUGGAACAAGGGUCUUUCUGCAUGGGGUUUGCAUGUUCUCCCCGUGUGUGCGUGGGUUUUCUCCGGGUUCUCUGGUUUCCUCCCACAGUCCAAAAACAUGCAAGAUAGAGAUUAGGAAAAUUGGACACUCUAAAUUGACUGUGAGAGUCGCAC
Molecule: messenger RNA, 1268 nt
Organism: Solea senegalensis (Senegalese sole)
Lineage: Eukaryota; Metazoa; Chordata; Actinopteri; Pleuronectiformes; Soleidae
Exons: 7
Coding region: 223-885 (220 amino acids)
Source: RefSeq, a predicted model, not a curated record